This is a messenger RNA of Gracilinanus agilis (Agile Gracile Mouse Opossum), 3624 nucleotides long. Its product is annotated as collagen alpha-1(I) chain-like. The coding region runs from base 1 to 3624 and encodes 1207 amino acids. The record is from RefSeq and is a predicted model, not a curated record. NCBI's taxonomy places the organism in Eukaryota, Metazoa, Chordata, Mammalia, Didelphimorphia, Didelphidae. The transcript has 6 exons.
AUGUGCACCCCCCCGCUGCCUCAGCUUGUGGGUUCCGGGGGAGCUCCGGAAUGGACCUUGGCCGGGCGAGGCGUGCGGUCCCGGCCCCGGUUCCGUGGGGAGGCCUCGCCCGGCGGUCCAAGCCAUCUGCGUGUAGACGCAGGGCAGCUCGCCGGUCCUCGGGGCCUCCUGUGUCUACGGGGCUCCCCCGCCUCUGGCCGGCCCAAGAACCCACCGGCUCGGAGAAACCUCAGCGCUCCGCCGGGGCCCUGGCGUUGUCCGGGGAAGGUGGCCGGUUUGGGGGAGCAGAAGCAGGCGCCGCGCUCGCAGCCAGGCCGGGAGGAAGCGCCGGGCUGCGGCGGGGGGAGACGGGGGGGGGGGGUGGCGCCGCCCGUCCGCUCCGUGCCGGCUCGGGCCGCAGAGCAAAGGGCCGAGGCCUCCCGCUGGACGCUGCGCUCGGGGACGAGUCAGGCUGCUCUGGAGCGGCAGCCCCGGGCGGGCAUNCUGGCGUUGUCCGGGGAAGGUGGCCGGUUUGGGGGAGCAGAAGCAGGCGCCGCGCUCGCAGCCAGGCCGGGAGGAAGCGCCGGGCUGCGGCGGGGGGAGACGGGGGGGGGGGGUGGCGCCGCCCGUCCGCUCCGUGCCGGCUCGGGCCGCAGAGCAAAGGGCCGAGGCCUCCCGCUGGACGCUGCGCUCGGGGACGAGUCAGGCUGCUCUGGAGCGGCCGCCCCGGGCGGGCAUCAUCCUGGGUGCCGCGACGAGCCUUCCCGCCAGGCCUUCGUGCCUUUGGAGCACAGCCUGGCACGGGGGGCCGGGCGGGCCGGGGGGACGGGAGGGGAGCGAAGAGGCCGAGGCAGAGAGGACGAGAGACAGAAAGAGCCCGAGACGGGCCGAGACGCCCCCGUGGCGCCGCCCACCCCAGGCCAAGACGGGGGAGGGGACGAGCGGCUUUGGGGGACGUUCCGUGGCGACACAGAUGAGGUUUCUGGCCCGGCUCGAAUGUCCGGAGGGCGGGUGUCCGGCCGAGGGCGGGAGGAGGAGGAGAGGCGGAAGAGCCGUCGAGGUCCUCCCCGGGAGACGACAUCCAAGGAAGCAGGCCGGGCGGACGCCCCGGGCUCGGGCACGUGCCCGCCGAGCCCCCGAGGGCCGACCCCUCCCGGGGGAGGCUCGGCCAGCCUUGCAGCGCCCCUCCGAGGCGGCCAGGCGGGGCAGGCCUGGGGGAUAGGACGAGCUGCAGAUGGCGAUCCCGCCUGUUCUUCUCUUGGUUGUCUGCCCGGACGGCCUUCCCGAGUCCUGGAGAAGAUGCUGCGGGUGCGAAUUCCACUCGAAGGUGAGCCUCUUCCACAGGCCUGCGGCUCACCCGUCAGCGGCCCCCUUCCGGCCGGGGCAGGGCGAAGGGGAGAGGCUUCACUCCAGAAAAGGGUUUCGGAGACGGGCCGGCCGGCGGCGGAGCCCGAGGCAGACACAGGCCGAGCAGCCCCUCGAGGGAAGGAGGAGGGCCGGGCCUGGGCAGACGGGCGGCCCCAGGAAGCUCGAGCGGCCCGGCUCCUCCGGAGCCCCGGGGGGUGCCGUGGCGGCCUUCCUCUCCAAAGGAGGCGGCCGGUCAGCGAGAGGGACUUCUCUCCUGGAGGGGGGACCGAGGCCUUCAGGACGUGGCCUGGACGCUCGGGGAGACGAGGCCCGUGUCUGGUCCGUCCCACAUCCGGGGGCACCGUUAGCUGGGUGGGAAGCGGAGGGAAUCGGCGAGUCGGUCAGCCAACGGUCGUCGUGUGCUCAAAGGCCCCCCGAGGCGCCGCGCCAACUCCGUCCUCGGCCUCCCCGCAGCGGCUCGGGGCCACGGCCGCAGGCUGCCGCUCCGGACCGCCAGUUGGCCGCGUUUCUCGGCCUUUGGCCGCCAGCCUUGGCGGCCUCCUGGCUCUUCUUUUUCCCUAUGUGUCACGGGGGAGGCUCGAGCCACGCUUCCCUCCCAGCCCCGUGGUCUGCGCGGCGUGGCCCCUUUUGGACGUCCGCUUGGCUUGGCCCCUGGCCGAACGUGUGACGCCCACCAUCAUGCGGCCUCGGAGGAGACGGGCCGAGAGAGGGACUUGCCUGAGGCCACACGCUGGGCUGCAGAACCCCCGGGAGCGAGCCCUCGCCCUGCCCGGCCCUGCGCGGCCCUGCCCGGCCCUGCGCGGCCCUGCGCCCUCCCACUGGACCGAGAUGCCAGCCGGGCUCUUCCUCGCUCCCCGGGCACCACAGCGGGCACAUCCGUGCCGCUCCCUCGCCCGCGUCUCUCGGCUCGCUCCUGCUUGGCACUCGCGAUCGCCCGAGACGUCGGUGGCAGCAGCUGCCAGCCUGUCUGAGGGAGACGGCCAGGGGCUGGCCUCGGUUCGAGCGUGGCCCCCUCCCCCGGGGCCCUCGGGGGCCUUCCUCCCCUCGCCAUUGGGGGCCGCCCACUGCGAGCCCCACCCUGGAGGGGGAAGCCGAGGUCAUCCCGAGCUCUGCGAGCCCCGGACCCGAGUGCGGAUCUCUCCUUCCGGCGUCCUGGGAGCUGAAGGGCUCGGGGGCUCUGGGGGCCGAGAGGAGAACGUUGGGAACCGGCAGCCGAGCCCCUUUUGGGCCAGCCGGGCCUCCCGGUGCCAGGCCGCGACGGGGCCUUCCGAGGUGGGAGAUGUCCCUGGAGCCUCGCCUCAACCUCCCCGAGGCCGGCCUCCAUUUGUAGGGAAGCGGGCGGCGGUGGGCGAGCCCUCCGGAAGGUCGGGGAGGAGAGGCCUCGGCCCUGCCGGGCAGACGUUUGGCUGCUGGGCUGUGGGUGCCGCGGAGGCUGGCCGUGGCCUACCGCAGCCCUGCGCCAGGCGCCGGACAAGCCCUUCCCGGACCCGGGCCCGGCCGAGGAAGCUCCCGGCGCGUCCAGCGCGGACGGUUUCUCCCUCUGUGGAACCGCGGCGCUCCCCUCUUCCCUGUCCCGGGCCGGAGGGGUCUUCCCUGCCCCGCACCCCCUGCCUGCCUCCGCAGGCCACGCCUCCGCAGGCCACAAAGGUGGGUGAAGAGCCUCCCGGGCGGCUCCCUCGGUCAGCCCCGCUUUCUCCUGGUUUGGACCCGUCGGUGGCACGCCGGGAGCGUGCAGGGCGGCGCGCGGGCCCGAAGGCUCCAAAGCAGCCCAGCUGCCGCGUCGGGACGAGGAAGGUGUCUCCGUCCUCUUCCUCGGGACGGGGAGUGACGUCCCCAGCCACGGUGACGGGCACGUCGGAGGCUGCUGCCCUGCCCCCAGGCGCCCUCCAGGGUUGGGGCGACCCUGUCUGGGCACGGCUCUGGCCCCGCCGGCGUCUCGCCGCUGUGCCGCUCAUUCCUCUCUUCCAGGGAGCUCACCCUCUCCGGCGUCGGCUCCGACGCAGCAGGGUCCGCAGCGCCCACGGCGCUAAGUCAAAGGGGGCGAGAUCACAAUGGUGGAGAGCGCGGCGCCCCAUCGCCCCGCGGAGGACCCGGACCGAGAAGGGCCACUUGAGUAGGGAGCCGCCAGGCUUGGCGUCCGGCGGCGGUGAGGGUGCCGCCUGGCAGGCCGCGGGAGCCCGGGCAGCGCAGGGAGGCCACCGCCACCGGCCUGCCCUGCGGCUCUGCCCGGCACAUAGCCCAGGGCCUGGCACACACGAGGCGCCGAGCGAGGGUUGA